CGAGGGCCAGAAUGACACAGUUUCAUCCAUUCCCUCCUUUUCUGUGUCAGGACGACACACGGCCUGCAAUGACAAAGCCGAUGUUCACCUGGAAGAUGUCUAGAAUGUUCACUGUCAGAAAUGUCUUCAACGGAAUGGCAGGUGACUUGCCCUUGCUUCUCUCCGUCACUUCCGGCUUCUACCGCAACUCUAGCGGACCUCGGGUUAACCACAUGGAAAAGUUCGAGACCGGGGAGAUGCUGUUUGCCUUCCAGAGGGCUUUUCAAAGAAGAGUGCUGUUACACGACUCUCAAGACAGGACACUGAGUCUUCCAUUGUUAUCGCCCAUUCUCUUCAGAGUUAAUGGCGAAGACAAGGCGACGAAGCUUGACGAUGUAGUGAAGACGAUGACCCUUCCCGUGAGGCUGAGCUUUGCCCAGAAGGAGGACCUGCUCUUCAUCGUGGACCGCAGCUACAGGACACACGAGUACUUCGGAGACCUGACACUCGUGUCGGUGUACCUGGAGCCUUUCAUCUGCUGUUUGUUGAUUGGAAAUGAAGACGGACAGGUCACAAACCAAGUCGUUUCUUUGCCCUGCCGACUGCGGCAGUUGGGAAUUUCACUGGUGAAAGGAAUCCAAGGAGAAAGUGGGCGUCAGGAGAGGUUCAGAGGUCUCCUUAAGACUUAUGUGGAGACUGCUGAGAAGUUCUCUCUUCCGGAAGAUCCUUUUUUCAAAGAACUCGCUUUUGUUAGCAGAAAAGCCCCGAUCAUGAAGGAAACUGAUAUUCCCGAUUACAUAGAUGAGGACACAUUCAUAAACAUCCUGAUCAAAGUGCCACGUCAGCCACAAGACGAUGGACAUGUGAAGGACCUGCAGACAAGAAGAGACCUGGAGAGGCCUCAGUACGAGACACUGUGGCCCCCAAACAGAGACACUCACAUGUACCAUCUCCCUCAGUCUCACUUUGAUGCCGUGAAAGAUUUUCCAACAGAAGGAAACUUGAAAGGAAUUUCUUCAACGUGGAGAACUAACCCUGCUGUGCAGACCCUUCGGUCAAUCUCUUCGUCAAGGGAUGUCAUCGCAAAAGCUCACCUGAAGGGAUCGACAGAAUGGAAUGUCUCCCCACCUAUUCCGUAUCGGCCGGAAGUGGCGCCCCCAUCAAAGGAAUUCAAAUCUGAAUCUUCCACAAAAGCAUUGGCGACACCUCCGCCGCCUCUUCCCAGUCGCCCAGUGGCACCCUCGUCAAGGGAUGCUACUCCAUCAUCCUCGAAGGCGCCUCCACUGCCACCUGUUUCUCACCGAGUACCUCUGAGGUCUGCACGUCCUGGAGAAGCAAGUGAACAUCCACAAACCUUCACGAAGCAUGCAGCGUCCAGCAGACCAAACCCUUCCCGAGUCCCUGACCAGGCAAUGUCAAGGUCCGCCAGACCAGCCAAAGGUCACAUUAAGCAUUUCAACAUCGAAAGGUUGUCUGUUGACGAUGUGUGUCGACGUCUGGAGGACCUAGGGUUAGAGAAACACUGUAAAAAGUUUAAGAAAUCUCUCAUCGACGGAAAACUGUUGAAACGAAUAACUCGGAGAGCUUUGAGGGAGGAUUUCAGACUGAGUGAAGUAGAGAUCGUCAAGCUCAGCGCCUUUAUUGACGAGGGACACAUCCCUAGAUAAACAAUGACUAUCAUAACACAAUGCAGGUUUUAGAGGAGAGCUGAGUGGUUACAACGCUGACGUUCAUUCUGAGAGGCACUCAGCUCACCUCCCCCAGUCCACCCAGCUGGCGGGAAUGGAUACUUGACGACAAGUAGUCUUGGGGAAGGAUUUUUACUAAAUAGUCGGUGCUAGCAUGUAGCUGAGGCUGAGAGCAAGAGGUGAGAAGCAUUCAGUCACCCGACCGACACACUAGUCAUUCACCCAUUAGAAAGACAGCACCAUUAAUAAAUUAAUCUUAAUAUCCAACUAUCCCGAUAUAUUGUGGAACAAUUUGUGGCAUCUAGUAAAAGCACACAAAUAUUCUUUCAGAAGCAGUGGCCCCCAUUUAGUCAUUUAAAUAACGGUAUCAUUCGCGAAAAAGAGAACUUUUAAAGUAACAGGGUGGCUUAGAGAUAAAUGCCAUAUACAGCAAAUGUUACAGACUGAUAUGAUUUAUGCAAAUUUAACCAGUAUUUCUGUGACAUCUGCCUUUUUAGUCCGGAAAGUGUUGAAAGAAGGCAGGUAAAUGAAACUUUUGCUUACAUUGUAGCAGAUGAAUAG
Messenger RNA from Pomacea canaliculata, 2228 nucleotides. RefSeq lists its product as uncharacterized. Bases 12 to 1646 code for a protein of 544 amino acids. Gene Ontology annotation, molecular function: protein binding. The record is from RefSeq and is a predicted model, not a curated record. Lineage: Eukaryota; Metazoa; Mollusca; Gastropoda; Architaenioglossa; Ampullariidae. The transcript has 5 exons.